AUGAGCUAUUUAUCUCAAUCUAGUCGAUUGACUUUCCUGUUAAUACAACUCAAAGGCAAAGAUUUAAUUACGCCUGACUAAUAUUCUCGACUUUGUGACCAUGCGGCUAAAGACAACCCACAAUUAAAGGAAUUGCUAGUUAACUACGAGAAUGGUUUAUCGUAAAGUGAGCUAAUUGACGAAUUGUCUAAAAUGCUAAAUAAUCAGGAUGGGAAUGAAAACAUCGUCAAAUCCUACUUGUAAGUUCUUUAAUAAUACUGCUUAGUGAUUCUAUCGUGUGCAUAUGCAAAUAACUCAAGAACAAGAUUAAGGAGUUUUAUCGCGACAUUAAGAUCUCAGUAAGAUAUCAACGAAAUUUAUAAGGAGUGUUUUAUUGCUCAACAUCACUAAUAGGAAGUAAAGGAUCUCAUUCGAUUGAUUCUCAAGCAAUUUUAUAUCAAAGAGUUCAGCCUGCUCCAGUUUAAGCAAGAUCAUCAAUGUCACAUUCUAUCAAAUAAUUUUGAAUCCACUAUAAUUAAAGAGGCCCAAGAAAUUCAAGAGUUCAUUGAUUCCCAACCCCAUCAAUAACUAUUAGAAACUCCAGCAGAUUAUCUUAGUUUAUUAAAAACAGAAAAACUGCCUUAGUAUUGUAUAAUAUCUAAUAAUGAUAUCUUUUUCUUAUCCUUUACUGAAAAAGUGAAUAACAACUUUAAGCAGUAUCUUAUGAUUACUUCUCUUUAUGACUCUAUUAUUUCAAUUAUCAAACAAGGAAAUCAAAUAGUGGGAUUAAAAAAGUUAUAGACUAUUAGAAUGGAAAUACUGCAGUUGGUCUCAAGAACAAUCAAUAUUUUGACAUACAAACUAAUAUUUCAUAUGUUGGUUUAGAUUAUGAAAUAAUUUAAUUUGUACAAUUUGGUUAGCCCGAUAGACAAGGAAUAUUAUUAGCAACAAAAGGUGACUAAUUAUCUAUUGUUUACAUUUAAAAGUGAAUGGAAUUGUGUGUUUAUAGAGUUGUAAGGCAAUCUUUCCUUAUAAUUGAAAGAAAAGGUCUAGAGUACGUUUAGAAAGAGUAUCAAAAGAUAUAGUAAAAAAUUGAAAUAGAAAAAGAAUUUGUUAGAGUCUUUCUAAUAAGUUACUUAGCAUAAUGAAAUGAUUAUGUGUCUUUUCUUUAACAGUUACUUGUAUUUGUAUUAUAUGACUGUCUAAUGGAAUCAUGAUUAAUUUGUGUCUCGAUUCAAACUAUCCAGAGAAAUCAAUCACGGAGAUCCCAUUUACAAGAUCUUUGAGAAGAACCCUGUCAUAAUAUCAAGGGUUAAGGAAUUAAUUGAAUCUAAAAAUGACCAUUUGGAAUUUGAUGAUGGGUUUUAUAAAUUCUCAUUGAAGGUUGAGAGAGGAAGAAAACAAGAAGUCAAACAAAUUUCAGUCUAUUUAUUUAACAUAUAAUUGAAAAGACCUCUCAAUGAGUUGUUACAGAUCUUCAGAAGCAAAGUGAAAAUACUAUUAACACUAAAGAAGGCUACUUUGGCAUUUAAAUCAAAGCAGUUAAUGAUGGAAAACUAGUUCUUUAGAUCGUCAGCUUUGGUGAUGUACUUGCCUGAUCACGAUAUGAGAAAACUGGCUAUUGUUUAUAAUUAGGAUCAUGAUUAAGCCCUAGAGAAAUAUCGUGCAGCCACAAUGAAGAAGAAAUCAAAAAAAUUAUCGUUAUUUUUAGCCAAAUAUGAGGAAGAAGAUAAGAAAAAUCCAGAUGGACGAAAAAUAGCAAUAGAUCCUAAUUUACAAGAGAGAUUAUUGGAUUACGAAUUCAAUCUAUUAAACAAGAAAUAAUAUAAGAAUAAGUUCAUUAUAGUGUACAACAUCUUUGAUAUGCUGGAAUACACCAAACAAUAUCCAUUGAAAAAUAAAGAGUUCAUCAAUUUUUUAACUGCUCUGAAGUACAAAUAUAAUAAGACAGCAAAUCCAUUUCAUAAUUUUACUCAUGGAGUUAAUGUGAUGCAUGGAUGUUUCCUUUUUACUCAUCAUCCAAAAUUCGGAUUCUGUUUCAAUGAUUAAUAGAGAUUUGCAAUGACACUUGCUGGUUUAUGUCACGAUGUUGGACAUCCUGGGACAAAUAACCUAUUUUAAGUAAACACUUAAACCAAAUUGGCUUUAUUAUAUAAUGACAAAUCUGUUUUGGAAAAUCAUCAUAUAGCAGUCACUUAUAAGUUGUUAGCCCUGGAACAAUGUGAUUUUUUGGAAUCAGUCCCUAGGGCUGACAAACUCAUGAUCAGAAAAUAUAUUGUGAAUAAUGUGUUGGCAACCGAUAAUCAAUUUCAUUUUAAGAUACUUAAUGACAUCGAGAUAAAGUUUGCUCAAUCUUAAGGGGAUCCCAAAAUCUUUGAAUCUGAUGACAACAAGCUGCUUCUAAGUGGGUUCUUGACUCAUGCAGCUGACUUCUUUGGAGCAGCUAAGUCUUAUUAAGUCGCUAGGACAUGGAGUGAAAGAUUAAGGAGAGAAUUUCAGGCUUAGUCUUAAUUAGAGGAUAUAGUGGGUAUCGCAUAGACUCCGUAUCUCAGGAAUUUAGAUGAUGAAGUGCAAUAUGCCAAAAAUGAGAUCGGAUUCUUGAAGGUUAUUGUGAAACCAAUUUAUGAAUCCUUGAAUUAAUUCUCUGAUGGUGCGAUGUCAUUACAAUUGGCCAAUAUCAAUUUGAGCAUCAAAAAAUAUUCGGAAAUCGUUGAUUCACGGUAAUAAUUAUGA
Paramecium tetraurelia is the source of this 2712-nucleotide messenger RNA. RefSeq lists its product as uncharacterized. The transcript has 6 exons. Gene Ontology annotation, molecular function: 3',5'-cyclic-nucleotide phosphodiesterase activity. Gene Ontology annotation, biological process: signal transduction. The record is from RefSeq and is a predicted model, not a curated record. NCBI's taxonomy places the organism in Eukaryota, Ciliophora, Oligohymenophorea, Peniculida, Parameciidae.